AUACAAGAUAACUAAGGGAUUUAAUUUAUAGGUUAACAAUUAAUUUUUCUUAUAUCAUACGUAAAAAAAGUACUUACUUUUACCUGUUACUUUUUUCAAAAAUACGCAAUUUCGAACAUUGCAAUGAAAUAAUAUCCAUACGUCUAAAAUGUUUUCUCCAACCCGAAGAGUUACUUCCCUUGUAACAGUAGUGGUGAAACAACACCCCUCUCAUAAACUGCUGAACAAUGCCCCUUCUCAAAUCUUAUCACUUAGAACCAAAUCGUCUACCCCUCUAAAUACCGUGCUGAUGUUCGUUCCACAACAAGAAGCUUGGAUUGUCGAACGUAUGGGAAAGUUUCACCGUAUUCUGGAGCCCGGUUUAAAUAUUCUGAUACCGAUAGUGGACCGCGUGAAGUACGUCCAAAGCUUAAAGGAGAUAGCAAUUGAUGUUCCUAAACAAAGUGCGAUUACUUCUGACAAUGUCACUUUAAACAUUGACGGUGUGCUAUACUUACGUAUCGUUGACGCAUAUCUGGCCAGUUACGGAGUUGAAGAUCCCGAAUUUGCAAUAACUCAACUCGCGCAAACGACUAUGCGUUCCGAACUCGGAAAAAUAUCUCUGGAUAAAGUCUUUAGGGAGCGAGAAAAUUUGAAUGUGUCCAUAGUGGAUGCUAUCAACAAGGCUAGUGAGGCUUGGGGAAUUACAUGUUUGCGUUACGAAAUUCGUGACAUUAAAUUACCGACGCGUGUGCAGGAAGCAAUGCAAAUGCAAGUGGAGGCUGAACGUAAAAAGCGUGCCGCGAUUUUAGAGUCUGAAGGUGUUCGUGAGGCGGAUAUCAAUGUUGCUGAAGGUAAACGUCAAGCCAGAAUUUUAGCAUCUGAAGCUGAACGGCAGGAGCAGAUUAAUAAAGCCACUGGUGAGGCAUCUGCGAUUCUCUCUAUAUCGGGAGCUAGAGCUGAAGGUUUAAAGAAGGUUGCACAUGCAUUACAAGGACGCGAAGGUUCUAAUGCUGCGGCUUUAGCUGUGGCAGAGCAGUAUGUGCAAGCAUUUAAUAAACUGGCAAAAAAUAACAAUACGUUAAUCUUGCCGGCUAAUGCAGGAGAUGUGUCCAAUAUUGUUGCUCAGGCUAUGACCAUCUACCACCAAGUGUCCCAAACCAAGAAUUCCACAUCUUUAGAAAAUAACUCAGUAUUGCAUCGUACAUCAUCUGACAGCCUUGCUGAAUACUUAAGUGAUGAUGAAAAUCCAAAAAGCAUAGAUUUAGAAAACUUGAAAGAGAAAUAAAUGUUUUUGUUUUAAAAUAUUAAAUUGCAUUUAUACUUA
Molecule: messenger RNA, 1306 nt
Organism: Photinus pyralis (common eastern firefly)
Lineage: Eukaryota; Metazoa; Arthropoda; Insecta; Coleoptera; Lampyridae
Gene: Stoml2
Product: stomatin-like protein 2, mitochondrial
Exons: 4
Coding region: 149-1267 (372 amino acids)
Cellular component (GO): membrane
Source: RefSeq, a predicted model, not a curated record